Molecule: messenger RNA, 1293 nt
Organism: Colletotrichum navitas
Lineage: Eukaryota; Fungi; Ascomycota; Sordariomycetes; Glomerellales; Glomerellaceae
Exons: 3
Coding region: 161-1018 (285 amino acids)
Source: RefSeq, a predicted model, not a curated record
GGUAACUGGACGAUAUGUAAAGAGGCCAGUCAUCUCCCGUAACGACUCAUCUGCAUCUGAGCAAAGAGAUGAUUCACGCCCCCGUGACACUAGCCCCUCCACUCGCCUUCCUCAUGAAUUCAAGUGUUUAAACGCUCUUUCAAGACUCUCUUGCUCUUUCAUGUUUUCAAGAAAACUCAACCUCCAAAUUCUGUCGCAGCUGAGUUUUGUCGCCACUAGACAAAUAGAAGAGCCCAUCAUAGACAGGAAAGCAACAGUAACGAUGGCCGACGCCAUGAUCAUUCUCGAAACUCACAUCUACUCCAACACUCCCAAUGGCCUGCCGCCCUGGGUCCGCAGUUUCCAUCUACGCCUCUCCGCGACCGGGAAGAAAGCCGACAUCCUCAAACUCGUCCGUGAUUCUAUGGUUCGUCUUGGCCGCCCCGACCCCGUUGCUGAGGAGCAAAUCACCCUUUACUGGACUCGACAUGGACGAGUCGUAUCCAUCCCAGGCACCAACAGCUCAACCGCCGCGAUCACUCUACCCAUCUACCAGCCGUCGCAGCUCUUCAGCUUCAACGUCGGCUACCCUAUGGUCUACCCGCAACAUCCCCAAACGGCGAUGGUCUCCGGGUACCCACUGGCUCUCACCUACUCGGGUGGUGCCAAUUACCUGCACUCGUACGGCCCGAACCCUGUCACGAUGCCGCCUACCAUGGUUCCUGCCCAGCAGACCUGGAUGGUCGGGCACGUCAACGUUCCAUUCUUCGCUGCUGAUCGUGUUGGUGGUAUCGGAGGCCAGCCCAUCGUCUCAGAUGUUGUCAGAGAGGCUCGUCUUGACACGCUUGCGGAGGAAGGCCUUGACGGCAUGCUGGAGUGGGCCACAGGCCCUACAGGCCUCAAGCUGAUCCUCAUCGUCGAUGUUGACGGUCGGGGUGUAAUCUCUGGCCACAUUGGAUCUCCCGCCGCCCCAGUUGCCCCGGGCUCUCCCUCCCCAGCCUCUUCGGCCCCUGCUGCCUCUCAUAAUCCGGGAGACUGAAGCGCUGGAGGACGGGAUCGGACAGACGACAAGAACGAGACAAUAACUAAUUACAAGGACUAUACGACCAAGACCAAAUCUCAUGUUCCAUAACAGGGAACAGACUUUGAAUAUAUCCUUUCGAGAGGAUUGGAAAUUGGUAUUUAUAGACCCGUUACUGGGCCUGUGGAACAUAUGCCAACGGGAUCUACCCGUCUAUAGGCACUACAUUCGCCCAUCUCACAGUACAACGAAUUAGUAAGAUGCACCGUAUCCCCUAGUAACUAUGCUACUUU